Molecule: messenger RNA, 2078 nt
Organism: Cyclopterus lumpus (lumpfish)
Lineage: Eukaryota; Metazoa; Chordata; Actinopteri; Perciformes; Cyclopteridae
Gene: rnf185
Product: ring finger protein 185
Exons: 6
Coding region: 456-1037 (193 amino acids)
Biological process (GO): ubiquitin-dependent protein catabolic process
Cellular component (GO): endoplasmic reticulum
Molecular function (GO): ubiquitin-like protein conjugating enzyme binding; metal ion binding; ubiquitin protein ligase activity
Source: RefSeq, a predicted model, not a curated record
UUUCCCCAGGAUGCACUACCGGUUAACGUCGUUAACGCCGAGCUGCGGAUGUGUGAUGCAACCGAACGCACGGAUAUCUCACAACUUCUCGCUACAAGUUUUGAUUUUCAGUUAGAACAUUAGGGUCGAAACGACACUUUGGAUAAAUAAUUGUGUAUUAGCCCUUCGUCACUUUGGAUUCCGUUCAUCUGUCUGACAGUCAAACUGUCAGUUUAUUCGCUUGCUAACGUUAGCAACUCAGUAGCAGCCCCGUCUCUCGAUGGGAGCUCGCGUGAGCUAGCAGCCGUUGAUCGGAUUUCACUUAUUUUUAAUACUUAUUUGUGAUAAGCUCCGUCUCUCGUCUUCUCCUCUUUGUUAGCUAUACACCCCGAUCCGCGGGGCCUCUCUAUGUACUUAUUUUGAAGCGCUGGGUGCCCCCCACCCCCUCCCCUCUUGUUGAGUGUAUCUAUUUUUAAAUGGCCACCGCGGCACCCCCCCCAGCCCCGGGCUCGACCGCGGCCACUGAGAACCCGAGUCCCGGAUCCAGCAGCUCGACUCCGGCCGAUGGGGGCAACCAGGACAGCACUUUCGAGUGUAAUAUCUGUCUGGACACCGCUAAGGACGCAGUGAUCAGCCUGUGUGGACACCUCUUCUGUUGGCCUUGCUUGCAUCAGUGGUUGGAGACCAGACCCAACAGACAAGUGUGUCCAGUAUGUAAAGCGGGCAUCAGCCGAGACAAAGUAAUCCCCUUAUAUGGGCGAGGAAGCACAGGUCAACAAGACCCCAGAGAAAGAACCCCUCCUCGACCACAAGGGCAAAGGCCUGAGCCAGAAAACCGUGGUGGCUUUCAAGGGUUUGGCUUUGGAGAUGGGGGUUUCCAAAUGUCAUUUGGAAUUGGUGCCUUUCCAUUUGGUAUUUUUGCGACAGCUUUUAACAUCAACGACGGCAGACCACCUCCAGCAGCCCCUGGGACGCCGCAGCACACUGACGAACAGUUUCUGUCUCGACUCUUCCUGUUUGUCGCUCUGGUGAUUAUGUUUUGGCUGCUGAUUGCAUAAAUGCAGGUAAAGACAACUUCUUCGGACAACUAUAAAUCAUUUGACUGAGAUGCAACAUUAUAUGGCACAUUAUCACCAAUGAGAUUUUACUUCCUUUCUGGUAACUUUAUUUCUUUCUUAUUUUUCUUGACAAAGCCAUGUUUGAGUUGAAAGAUGCCAGUUUUUCCAAAAUAAAGACAUACGUUAAUACCAAGAUAACAACUGUCGAAGUGAACCACAAACUUGGGUGCCUAAGUAUUAAUUCAUUAACACAGUUGAUUUAAAAAAGCAACAUACUCAAAUUAUUUGUUAUAUUUCCAUCACCGUAACUCUUAACAGCUGGUGGCUUCAAACCUCAUGCUGCUCUUUACAACAUUUCUGUCUCUCUGUUGUUGUUUUGGAUCAGACUCAUACAGGAUGUUCAGGUCAGAGAAAUGGGAAGAGAUCAUUCUCGGUAGUCUGAGUAUUGUUUUGGUACUAUCAUUGUAUUUACAGAAAUACUCUGCUAAACUAAAUAAGACCACCUGUGCUCAUCAAUUUGGAUGUUGGUUCACAUUUCACAUUCAAAUUCACAUUUCCAAACCCAUAUGUUGUAUAUGGGAAUUUAUUUUUAGCCUAUAUUCAUAAUUCUUUUUAUUGUUGCAAAGAAUCCUACUGAAUUAUGCUCUGAAUACGAGCUCCAUUUUGUUUCUGAUCACUAAUGUACUAAGAAUUUUGUUUUUAAAUCCUUCUACCUGAUCUUACAAAUGUACCACAAUCAAACUCAUUUUGAGCAUUUUUUCUUUAUUUUAGUUGAGGUAAAAAAAAAAAAUGUGUUGAUGCAUGUAAGCAGUUGAAAGAUUAAAUUAUGAACCGGUGUUCCUUUUGCAAAAGGAUGUUCGUCUUUCUUUUUUUUGCUUAGUUGUCUGUCACUGUAAUUAUAUGUAAAAAAAUAAUAUAGAUUAUUACUAAAUAAUUACUUAAAAGAAGAUUGGAUUAGAUUGUUUCAACAUGAAACCACUUUUCUAAAUGUGAAUUCACCUUAUUGACAGUAAAGCUAUGUAAAUAAAGAUGUUAAUCAUA